Messenger RNA from Abrus precatorius (Indian licorice), 2385 nucleotides. Its product is annotated as protein GRAVITROPIC IN THE LIGHT 1-like. The coding region runs from base 542 to 1918 and encodes 458 amino acids. The transcript has 4 exons. Gene Ontology annotation, biological process: response to red or far red light; negative gravitropism. The record is from RefSeq and is a predicted model, not a curated record. NCBI's taxonomy places the organism in Eukaryota, Viridiplantae, Streptophyta, Magnoliopsida, Fabales, Fabaceae.
GGAACAUAUCUCAAACGCUGUCCCUUUUCGUCAUCUCACGCAUACUCUCUCUCUCUCAACAGCUAUGGUAUUUCUGUCUCUCCGAAGGGUCGUUAAAAUAAUAAUAAAAAUAACAAUAAAUGAAAAGGAAACACUAACAAUUCAACUUAAGCCCAAGAGUCACUACGACGAGGUUUUCUAAGCUGAGAAGAAACGGCACCACGAAGCCUGAGAAGACGAAACAAGAGAACACACAAAACAACACCGUAACACGAACAAGUAUUUGAAGAGAUUGGUCAACUGGGUCGUUUUCAUUUUUUCUUCUUCUCAUUUCUUGGUUUUCUUGUUCAGGAGGAGACAGAAACAGAGUCAGCAACUUUUAGAGGGGGUUUUGGUUUGAAGGAAAAAUAAAGGGUAGUUCAAGUUAUCUCUUGGAGAACAAUACACGAUAACACAUAUUUGUGUUGUUCUAUUCUGACUCUGUUUUCGUGAGAUAUACGUUUCACUAUGUGGAGAAAUUAACACAGUCGUUCACUUCUAAUUUCUCGGGGUAUUUCUUAAGAUGGAAUCUGUUAAGCCAUCAUCAGUGGCACCAAGCAAGAGCAAACUGGCUCGCACUUUUGCCAAGGUUCUUCAUGUUAGAGCAAUGACUGGAAUUGCACCAGUUGAUGGACUGAAGAAUGUUAAAGUUGACGCAGAUCUCAACAAUGAAGGAAACAUGGGUAAGAAUGCAAUAAACAAAGAAGACGAAGAGCUUCAGAAAAGAAAGGCCAUAGACGCUUUGCUUGCAAAAACUUUUGCUAGCAUUUCAACUGUGAAAUCUUCAUAUGCUCAGCUGCAGUAUGCUCAGUCUCCAUAUGACCCUGAUGGAAUUCAAGAGGCUGAUCAAUUGAUUGUCUCAGAGUUCAAGACCUUGUCCGAGCUAAAGCAAUGUUACUUCAAAAAACAAUUUGAUCCUUCACCACAUAGAGCAAUUCUUGCAGCUGAAUCAAAGGAGCUGCAAAGUGUCAUAAAAACAUUCGAGAUCAUGGGAAAGAAGUUAGAAUCACAGGCACGGCUCAAGGAAUCCGAGAUCAUAUUUCUCAGAGAGAAAUUACUGGAAGCUAAUAUGUUGAACAAGUCAAUUGAGAAGAGGUUAACUCAAAGUGGGUCAUUAUCAGUUCUUGAUAAUCUCCAUAUCUCAGGAUUAAGUCCUAGCCAUUUUGUUACUGUUCUUCGCCACACCGUUAGGUCCAUUAGGAGCUUCGUGAAGUUGUUGGUGAAUGAAAUGAGAUCUGCUGGAUGGGAUAUUGAUGCUUCAGUGAAUGCUAUUACUGAACACAAUGUGGUUUACUUCAAAGAAGAUCACAAGUGUUUUGCAAUCGAGUCCUUUAUUUGUAAGGAAAUGUUUGAUUCCUUCAACUUUCCCAAUUUCUCUCUACCUAAUGAGUCUUUGCCAGAUAGGAACAAGAGGCAAUUGUUCUUUGGGAGGUUCAAUGAGCUAAAAUCUAUGAAAGCAAAGGAGUUUCUUGCAGGGAAGCCAAGAUCACCAUUUGCUAAAUUUUGCAGGAUCAAGUACUUACGAAUUGUUCAUCCCAAGAUGGAGGCAUCAUUCUUUGGUAACCUGAGCCAGAGGAACAUGUUGAAUGCUGGAGAGUUUCCUGACACCAACUUCUUCACAUCAUUUGCUGAAAUGGCUAAAAGGGUUUGGCUCCUACAUUGCUUAGCCUUUUCCUUUGAGCCUCAAGCUUCAAUCUUUCAAGUGAGGAAAGGGUGUAGAUUCUCUGAUGUGUACAUGGAGAGUGUGAAUGAUGAAGAAAUGGCAGUGGAAUCUGAGCCACAAGUUGGUUUCACUGUAGUUCCAGGGUUUAUGAUUGGUAAAACUGUUAUACAGUGCCAAGUCUACCCUUCAAAGCACCAAGGCAUAUUAAAAAGUUUCACUUCCAAAAAGCAAAGGUAGCAGCAACUGGUGUUUUGAUCAGUCACUGACCCCACAAUUGUGCAGUAGGUUUGGUUGUUGAAGUGGAAGCAAUGUUGAGUUGAACUUUUUGGAGGGUGGGAAGGGAAGGACAUGGCUUGUGGGGACUGACCUCUUGGAUGGUUCAAUGGGGCAUCUUGUCCAUUUGUAUUUUGGCCAGCUUGAAAAGAGAAGAGUGUGAACCGUUGCAUUGGGAACCACCCUUUUGUUCAGAAUGUUUUUAUUUCUUAUGCAGUUCAAUCAAAAUAUUUGCCUCCAAAUUUUGUUGAUAUUAGGGCCGGUGGCAGGGAUUGUCUAGCUGUAAUGCAUCUUUUUUACCAGACAUUGCAUGUGUUAUGUACAUAAUAAUGUAGGUGGUAAUUUCAUUAUGCUCUUUUUAACGUGUUUAUUUAUUUAUUUCUCAACAUUCUUAAAUUAAUAGUAAGAAUUAGAAAUUAGUCGAUCUUCUU